This is a messenger RNA of Coffea eugenioides, 456 nucleotides long. Its product is annotated as basic blue protein-like. NCBI's taxonomy places the organism in Eukaryota, Viridiplantae, Streptophyta, Magnoliopsida, Gentianales, Rubiaceae. The transcript is spliced from 2 exons. Gene Ontology annotation, cellular component: plasma membrane. The record is from RefSeq and is a predicted model, not a curated record. Gene Ontology annotation, molecular function: electron transfer activity. Bases 1 to 456 code for a protein of 151 amino acids.
AUGGCGUCGAAAGCUUUCUUGAUUGCAGUAGCUAUGGCUGCUACAAUUGUCGCUCCAACAAUGGCAAAGGAAAUAUUGGUUGGAGGUGAAGAUGGUUGGAGAUUGGGCAUUAAUUAUCAGGCCUGGGCUGAUGGAAUUGAAUUUGACGUUGGAGAUACCUUGGUGUUUAACUACGUGGCUGGAAACCACAAUGUCAUCAAAGUAAAUGGGACCGACUUCCAACGUUGCGCGGCGCCGCUCGGCGCUGCACCUUUAAUCUCCGGUCAUGAUGUGAUCCUCCUCGCCACUCCCGGAAGGAAAUGGUACAUUUGUGGCGUUGCCAAUCAUUGCCAGGCUGGACCAAUGAAGUUUGCCAUUACUGUCCAGGUCCAGGGAGGUAGAUCUCCUCCAUCUGCAUCUGCUCCAGAAUCUCCUUCACCUGCAUCUGCUCCAAGUCCUGCCUCCCCGUGUUCUUGA